Messenger RNA from Fusarium keratoplasticum, 1095 nucleotides. RefSeq names its product Mannose-1-phosphate guanyltransferase. NCBI's taxonomy places the organism in Eukaryota, Fungi, Ascomycota, Sordariomycetes, Hypocreales, Nectriaceae. Gene Ontology annotation, molecular function: GTP binding; mannose-1-phosphate guanylyltransferase (GTP) activity. The transcript is spliced from 4 exons. Gene Ontology annotation, biological process: GDP-mannose biosynthetic process; cell wall mannoprotein biosynthetic process. Gene Ontology annotation, cellular component: cytoplasm. The coding region runs from base 1 to 1095 and encodes 364 amino acids. The record is from RefSeq and is a predicted model, not a curated record.
AUGAAGGGACUUAUUCUUGUCGGUGGCUUCGGCACUCGCCUUCGCCCUCUCACCCUCACCCUCCCUAAGCCACUUGUCGAGUUCGGCAACAAGCCCAUGAUCGUGCACCAAAUCGAGGCGCUGGUCGCAGCUGGCGUCACUGACAUCGUGCUCGCUGUCAACUACCGACCCGAGAUCAUGGAGAAGUUCCUGGCCGAGUAUGAGGAAAAGUACAACAUCAACAUUGAGUUCUCUGUCGAGUCUGAGCCCCUCGACACUGCCGGACCCCUGAAGCUCGCCGAGUCCAUCCUCGCCAAGGACGACUCCCCCUUCUUCGUCCUCAACUCGGACGUCAUCUGCGAUUACCCUUUCCAGGACCUCCUGGCCUUCCACCGGAGCCACGGAAACGAGGGUACCAUCGUCGUCACCAAGGUCGAGGAGCCCUCCAAGUAUGGUGUCGUUGUCCACCAGCCCGGCCACCGCUCGCUGAUCGACCGAUUCGUCGAGAAGCCCGUCGAGUUCGUCGGCAACCGCAUCAACGCCGGCAUGUACAUUUUCAACACCUCCAUCCUCGACCGUAUCGAGCUCCGCCCGACUUCGAUCGAGAAGGAGACCUUCCCCGCCAUGGUCCGCGACAACCAGCUGCACUCGUUCGACCUCGAGGGCUUCUGGAUGGACGUUGGUCAGCCCAAGGACUUCCUCAGCGGCACAUGCCUGUACCUCUCCUCGCUCACCAAGCGGGGUAGCAAGGAGCUCACUCCCCCCACCGAGCCCUUCGUCCACGGUGGCAACGUCAUGAUUCACCCCUCGGCCAAGAUUGGCAAGAACUGCAGAAUCGGACCCAACGUCACUGUUGGUCCCGAUGUUGUUAUUGGCGACGGUGUCCGUCUGCAGCGAUGUGUGCUGCUCCGCGGAUCCAAGGUCAAGGACCACGCCUGGGUCAAGUCCACCAUCGUCGGCUGGAACAGCACUGUCGGCCGAUGGGCUCGUCUCGAGAACGUGACAGUCCUGGGUGACGACGUGACAAUCGGCGACGAGAUCUACGUCAACGGUGGCAGCGUCCUCCCCCACAAGUCGAUCAAGGCCAACGUUGACAUCCCCGCCAUUAUCAUGUGA